AUGGCAUUGUGUAGUGUUUGAGGAAAUAAACAGAAAAUUGCCCCAACUCAUAGUGUCAUCCUCUUGAUGAGAGUUAGAGUCCCUUUACUUACAGAUUAUUGUAUACAUGCAUCCUCCUAGACUUCUUUAUGUGCAAUCCGUAUGGUCAAGAUUUUAUGCAUGGAAGCAAUGAUUUCAAGUCGUAUGGUCUAGUCGUCCUCACCAGUCGACCAGGCGAUUAGUCGCGAUUAGGGCGACGACCUGGACUAGUCGGACCUGGUCACCCCUAAUCGUCCGUCUAGCUGUCUUGUGUAUAUUCAGGGCGUAUAUCUAUACUACUAUAUUAAGGCUGUAAGGGGGUAGCCUGCCAGCUCUGGUUCUGCCUCGUGUAAAUCUCGACCGUCCAUCUAUACCAAACAAAUCCCGCACCGUUCGUAAAUCGCGUAAAUCUGAGGCGGUUGAUGGGCACUGUUCACAUGUCUUUGCCGAAACAGCGAGGCUUCCUCCCAAUUCCAAUACUAGCCCCAACCAACGACCUCCGUCCAUUCCGCUCGCGGUUGCCUCCUCUCCUCCUCUGCCUCCGCCCUAACCCAAUCCAGAGCCAGGGCAGGGCAGGGCAACCAAACCCUAGGCCCUCGUGCUCGUGGUAUCCAUGGGCUGACCGCGUCCCGGUGGGGAGCCCGGAUCCAGAGCUAGGGUUCCGUCCUCGGCGGCAACACCAUGGAGUGGGACAGCGAGUCCGACGGCGCCGGCAGCGUCGGCGUCGACGAGCAGGAAGAGGAGCAGGAGGAGGAGCGGGGAGGCGAGGGAGGAGGUGUUGACGCCGGUGGGAUGUUCACGCUCGCGAUUGAAGGCAUGCUGCGCGCGUCUGGUCCGUGCGGGCUCGUCGUCACCAACGCGCUCGAGCCCGACUGUCCCAUCAUCUACGCUAACCGCGGCUUCGAGGAGGCUACGGGCUACCGCGUCGAGGAGUUUCUUGGCAGGAACUGGUCUGUACCACCUUAUAUUCCAUAUAUGCUUCCAUUUCACAUUCGUCAUGCAGCCAGUUUCAUCUGGUUGCAAGGACUGCUCUGUGCCACUUAGAAUCGUACAAAUAUUACCGUUACUUCUUUUGUUAGCUAUAUGUUGUAAGCAUCCACGGUCAUGAUUUUGUUUCUUACAGUAACGAGCUUAGACUGGUAGGUGCUAAUUUUAGCUGUUAGAGUACACUUCCUUUCUGUGAAAUAGCAAGUGGCAUCCUCUUGCUAUUGUUAGGUGCAAGGGUUGCUACCACAC
Molecule: messenger RNA, 1254 nt
Organism: Zea mays
Lineage: Eukaryota; Viridiplantae; Streptophyta; Magnoliopsida; Poales; Poaceae
Product: adagio-like protein 1
Exons: 1
Coding region: 700-1062 (120 amino acids)
Source: RefSeq, a predicted model, not a curated record